GUUCCCCUCCCCCCCCUGUCUGCCUGCCUUCGCCGCAGCCGAGCCACGUCUCGAUCGAACCCCUUGCCUCUUUCCCCCCACCGAAAAUAUCGCCGCCGCGGCACUUGGAGAGAGAAGCUCACGCGGCAAGGCGCGACACAAUGGCCGUGACUAUCGAGGAGUUGGACGCGACCGUCCGGGCCUUCUACGAGGGCCGCGGCGACCAGCAAAAGGCUGCUCAGGCUGCCCUGAACCAGUUCAAGGAGGAUCCCGACGCAUGGUUGAUGGUCGAUGGCAUCCUUUCGAAUGCCACUUACGAGCAAACAAAAUUUCUGGGCCUGCAGGUACUCGACAAUGUGAUUAUGACGAGAUGGAAGGUGCUGCCACGAGAGCAGUGUCAAGGCAUUCGCAACUUCGUCGUGCAGUACAUUCUGCAGUGCUCGAACUCAGACGAAGACCUCAAGAAGCACCGCACUCUUCUCAACAAGCUCAACCUCGUUCUUGUCUCGGUCCUGAAGCAGGAAUGGCCUCACAACUGGCCCACAUUUAUCAACGAGAUCGUGGCGGCCUGCCACUCCAGUCUUUCCAUCUGCGAGAACAAUAUGAUCAUCCUGCGCCUUUUGUCUGAGGAGGUCUUCGACUACUCUGCGGAGCAAAUGACGUCGACCAAGACUCGCAACCUGAAAACGACCAUGUGUGCCGAGUUCUCCCAGAUUUUCCAGCUCUGCCAGGAAAUCCUCAACACGGCUACACAGCCCAGCCUCGUCAAGGCUACCCUGGAGACGCUCCUGCGCUUUUGCAACUGGAUCCCGCUGGGGUAUAUUUUUGAGACGCCUCUGAUCGAGACGCUGCGCACUCGGUUCCUGGACGUUCCAGAGUUUCGCAAUGUCACGCUUCAGUGUCUGACCGAGAUUGGGGGCCUACAGACGGGCGGCGCCGGCCAACCCAACACCUAUGACGAGCAGCUGAUCAAGAUGUUCACCGAGGUUCUCACCACCAUCUCCAAUAUUAUCCCCCUGUCUAUGGACCUGAAGAGCACGUAUCCGCAGAGCAAUUCGCGAGACCAAGAGUUCAUCCAGAAUCUUGCUCUCUUUCUCUGCAACUUUUUUGGGAUGCAUCUUCCGCUUAUUGAAAAUCUCCCCAACCGCGACUUUCUCACCCAUGGUCACUAUUACCUGAUCCGGAUCUCGCAGAUCGACGACCGCGAGAUCUUCAAGAUCUGCCUCGACUACUGGCUCAAGCUUGUGCAGGAACUCUACGAGGAGAUGCAGUCUAUUCCAAUCACGGACUUGAACCCUCUCGCCCUGGGCGGCUUGCAGACUGGCGGCGCACCGAAUCCGUCUCUGCUCAACAACUACCCUCUCAGAAAACACAAGUACAACGAGAUUCUGUCCAACCUUCGAGUCGUUAUGAUCGAGAAGAUGGUCCGGCCUGAGGAAGUUUUGAUUGUGGAAAACGAUGAGGGCGAAAUUGUCCGAGAGUUUGUCAAAGAGACGGACACCGUCCAGCUUUACAAGACGAUCCGCGAGUGUCUUGUGUACCUCACCCAUUUGGACGUGGUCGACACUGAGCAGAUUAUGACGGAGAAGCUUGCGCGCCAAGUAGACGGGUCCGAGUGGUCAUGGCACAACUGCAACGUGCUGUGCUGGGCUAUUGGAUCUAUAUCGCUGGCCAUGAACGAAGAGACGGAGAAGCGGUUCCUUGUCACAGUCAUCAAGGACCUGUUGGGACUCACCGAGAUGAAGCGGGGCAAGGACAACAAGGCGGUUGUCGCCAGCAACAUCAUGUACAUUGUUGGCCAGUACCCCCGGUUUCUGAAGGCCCAUUGGAAGUUCCUCAAGACUGUGGUCAACAAGCUCUUCGAAUUCAUGCACGAGUCUCACGAAGGAGUCCAGGACAUGGCGUGCGACACCUUCAUUAAGAUUGCUAAGCAGUGCAGGCGCCAUUUUGUGGCGCUCCAGCCCAGCGAAAACGAGCCUUUUAUCGAGGAGAUUAUUCGGAACCUGGGCAAGAUCACUUGUGACCUGACUCCUCAGCAGGUUCACACGUUCUAUGAGGCAUGUGGCUACAUGGUCGCUGCCCAGGGAAACAGGAACCAGCAAGAGCGGCUCCUGGCUGAGCUGAUGAACAUCCCCAACGUCGCGUGGGAUGAGAUCAUCAAGCAGGCCACCAUCAACCCAGCUAUCUUGCAGGACUCGGAAACAAUCAAGAUCAUUGGCAACAUCAUGAAGACUAACGUAUCUGCCUGCUCAUCUAUUGGGACGUACUUUUUCCCCCAAGUUGGCCGUCUGUACAACGACAUGCUCCAGAUGUACGCUGCCACGAGCCAACUGAUCUCUGAGGCAGUCGUCCGCGAAGGCGAGAUCGCAACAAAGAUGCCCAAAGUCCGAGGGCUUCGGACGAUCAAGAAAGAAAUCCUCAAGCUCGUCGAGGUGUUUGUUGACAAGGCCGAGGAUCUGCAGUCUGUUCGGGCCCAGAUGGUGCCUCAGCUGCUUGAUUCCGUUCUUGUCGACUACAACCGCAACGUCCCCGGCGCUCGCGAUGCCGAGGUUCUCAAGGCCAUGACGGCUAUCAUCACAAAGCUCUCGGCCUUGAUGGAGGACCAAGUCCCGGUGAUCAUGGAGAAUGUGUUUGAGUGCACGCUGGAAAUGAUCAACAAGGACUUCUCAGAGUUCCCCGAGCAUCGCGUGGAGUUUUUCAACCUUUUGCGGGCAAUCAACCUCCACUGCUUCCCUGCUCUCUUGAAACUGGACAACCGCCAGUUCAAGUUUGUCAUUGACUCUUGUCUGUGGGCGAGCAAGCACGAUAACCGCGAUGUGGAAACUGCUGGACUUAACAUGUGCCUGGAGUUGAUUAACAACAUUGCGGAGAAGACGGACGUGCAGACGUCCAACGCCUUCUUUAACCAGUUCUUCCUUACCAUCCUGCAGGAUGUCUUCUUUGUCCUGACGGACCAGGACCACAAGGCCGGCUUUAAGACGCAGUCCAUGCUGCUGAUGCGCAUGUUCUACUUUGUCCAGCCGGCCGACGGAUCGUCGCCCAAGAUCCAGGGACCUGUCUACUUGCCGGGCCAGGCCCAGGCCGGGACCGGAAACCGCGAGUUUUUGGGCGAGUUUGUUGGCACUCUGCUUAAGAACGCGUUUAGCAACCUUACCUCGGGCCAAAUCACGGCCUUCGUCGAGGGUCUGUUCACGCUCAACACGCAUUACGAAAAGUUCCGGCUCUCGCUGCGCGACUUUUUGAUCUCGCUGAGGGAGUUUGCGGGCGACAACGCGGAGCUGUACCUGGUGGAGAAGGAGCAGCAAGAGAGAGACGCAAAGGCGGCCGAGCACGAGCGACGGUCCAAGGUUAGCGGCCUGCUCAAGCCUUCCGAGUUGGAGCAGGAAGACGAUGAGUUGUGAUUGGGCGAAGAGCUUCGUGCCGAGUAUGCCCCUCUCUCAGGCGAGGGUGGCCAAGCAUCGCGGGACACGAGGCCGGACGGCGGCUAUGACGGCUGGGAGUUCUACGGGCUAUGACUGGCGUUUUUCUUUUUUACUGUUGUUGGCCUACGCCAGGCACGCUUUGAGCUCGGCUACGUCUCAGCAUUUUCGUUUUCGCGUGUUUUUCUUCUUCUUGCAAUGUAGUAUGAUACCAAAUAGAAAAAGGUACGAGAGCGAGAUGGACAGAGACAGGAAGAAAAUGAAAGCAUUGCAGGUAUUUUACGCUGUUGGCUGA
Messenger RNA from Lasiosphaeria miniovina, 3693 nucleotides. RefSeq names its product CRM1 C terminal-domain-containing protein. The coding region runs from base 141 to 3380 and encodes 1079 amino acids. Gene Ontology annotation, cellular component: cytoplasm; nucleus. Gene Ontology annotation, molecular function: small GTPase binding; nuclear export signal receptor activity. The record is from RefSeq and is a predicted model, not a curated record. Gene Ontology annotation, biological process: ribosomal large subunit export from nucleus; protein export from nucleus; ribosomal small subunit export from nucleus. The transcript has 11 exons. Lineage: Eukaryota; Fungi; Ascomycota; Sordariomycetes; Sordariales; Lasiosphaeriaceae.